Messenger RNA from Syzygium oleosum, 597 nucleotides. RefSeq names its product BON1-associated protein 1-like. The record is from RefSeq and is a predicted model, not a curated record. NCBI's taxonomy places the organism in Eukaryota, Viridiplantae, Streptophyta, Magnoliopsida, Myrtales, Myrtaceae. Bases 1 to 597 code for a protein of 198 amino acids. The transcript is spliced from 2 exons. Gene Ontology annotation, biological process: defense response.
AUGUCAGACAUAGCCAACACUCACGAUCGCAGCUUGGAAGUCACCAUCAUCUCCGGCGAGGACCUCCGCAUCAACGACAGGCCCAUCAAGAACAACGCCUUCGUCACCGUCAAGGCCGACUCUUGCUGCUCGCCGUCAUCGCACGACUCGACUAAACCGGACGCGCGGGGCGAGAGCUACCCUUAUUGGGAUGAGAAGCUCCACGUGGAAUUGCCCGCGGGCUCGCGCUACAUCAUUGCCGAGGUUCGCCGGAGGAGCUCCUCGGCCGGAGACAAGCUUGUCGGUACAGCGUGGAUUCUGGUGUCGGACUUCGUCGGAGACUACACGCCGGAGAAUUACCUGCAUUUCUUGAGUUACAGGCUGAGAGACGCCAAAGGCCUGCGCAAUGGGAUCAUCAAUAUCUCGGUGAGGGUCAUCACAUCGUCGUGUAAAGGGGCUUCGUCCCGUCCGUGGCGUUCGCCGCCGUCGGUGCUGGAGUUCAAGACGCCAGUGGAUCGGGAGAAGAACGGCGGGACAGUGACUGGCGUGCCGGUUUGUUGGAAAAGAAGGUAUGAAAGGUUGAUGAGUUUGGGUGUCUCUGGUUACGGCCUGGUUUGA